CAGACACCAGACACACAGCAGGACCACCAUGACGCAGCCUCCAAGUUACCUGGUACAUUUUGCCAAUGAUAAUAAUGUAUGAAGUCAUCCACCACCACAAUUCCACUCUCCUCAAUCACGAGUCUGCCAGGAAAUAUGUUCAUCUGAUCAACUAUUCCGUGAGUGUGUUUUCUCCAGAUCUUCAACUUUUUGAGGUCAGCCACCUUGCUGCGUCACAAGGCAUACCAGCCAUCGACAUAUCGACAUCAAGAUCGUGAUUAUCGCAACAUCAUUCAAGCGGUGCCACCAGGCCUCGACGGUAAUCCUGCGUGACAUGUUUCCGCGCUUGAUCCCGUCACUACCACCAGCCGCGUAACGAGAACGAUAAUCUGCAUCUUAGGUCGAUCAGACCCAAUUGUACCAUACAAACCUUGCAGAUCGUUCUCCUUACCUGACUUUCCCCAGUCAGCCUUGUCCUGCAGCAUUCUUUAUUCGAGCAGAAACCACAUUCAUAUCUCUCCUGCCUCCCUCACCAUCACUGGAACCCUCCCUCCUCCCCACGACAUUCCUCCUCAGAGCCAUGUCGACAACAACAUUACCCUCCCGACCACCGCCAACGACGACCUCGCUGAGCAAUGGCAGCGUCAAGUUACCCGGCACUCAGGAUGACGCGGCCACCAGCAAGACCUCAUUGCCUCCACCAGGGCAUCUGCUGACAGGGAAGCAAGAGCAUUACCUGAAACGCGAACUCAUUGCUUCUCAAGUUCAUAGCGAGAUCUCUGAACUCAACAGUCCCACCGCUUUACAACGCUUUGGUGCCCCCUUCCGUUCGGAAUUUGGAGAGAUAUCACCCAUGGACUCAGAAUUGCCCAUUCUCCGUCACAUUUUUGUUAAUCAUGUCCGCAAAUUCCCCUUCCUCAACCAGGCAAAAGAGAAGGAAUUCUGGCAGGACAAGUUGCAAGUCUUUCUCGAGUCUUUCGCGAGCAAAUACAUCUCCUCCUCUGAAGAUCGCCUGGAAGAGACUAAAAGAAGGAAGCUGGCCAAGAAAUGUGAGAAGUUGAUCGAACUGAUGAUGGUUUCGGGUAUUCCCACUGCCUCGGGCUAUGAAGAGAGAAUUCGCUUUUCUGAAAUGGAGGUGGUGGAGCGAGGUGCCAAUGAACAAGGCCUGGUCGUCAAUCAGCCAGAGGGCAAUUUCAUUCAUGGUUGGGACGUCAAUGUCGCCGCCGUAAGGAUGACCUCGGUCAAACGCACCGUCCGAUAUCACCAACACGCCGAGUUCUUGAUCAGAGUCAAGCGAGAGAACCAGCCCGAGCACUAUGUAGGUCGCCGUUAUGGAGAAUUUGCCAGACUGCAAAAGAGACUCCGGACAGAGAUGCCUGGCAAAGUUCUCCCUCCUCUUCCUCGAAAAAACAAGUCUGCAACCGCCACAAUUCUCGGGUCAGGUGCCGAUGACGAUGCUUCCUCAGUCUCCUCGGUGUCUACUCAGGCGAGUCUAGACGACACUAGCUCUUCGAGAGCAAUGCUGUCUGCUCACCGUCGCCUCAAAUCUGGCAAUUCGUUGAGUGUCGGAUCUGGCACAGGCUCGCCUAGGGGGCGUGCCUCUCCCCGGGUCAGUCUGUCUCGAGACCGGAGUGUCAGCCCUCAACCCAUCAGGCUACACCGCGAAAACCAGCGUGUGUCCCUGAGGGCCUUUCUCCGCACCUUGUUGCAGAAUCCCCAGAUCGCCGGAUCCAAGUCGAUGAACGAAUUCCUGACCCUUCAACCGGUCAAACUUAACGAGGAGGAACUCGAGGACGUUGACCGACGGAAAGAGAUGGACGAACGACGUCUGGAAGAGCAACGACGCUUCUACGACAUUGCCCGUCAGCGAGCCGCCGAGCUUGACACCUACAUGGAGCAGUUCCGGCGAAACAUAGUCGAAAGCAACGGUCUCACCAAGCUUUUUGCAGAGAUCCGCAGCAAGGAGCGUUUGGACGACCUCAGUCCCGAGUACCAGAAAUUCGCCGAAUGGCUCCGCAUCGAAGUCGCCGCCACCAUAUACCAUCUUUUCCUUGCCGAAGAUAACUCGCCUGAACUGUUCGCCCAAGCCAAGCGCAUACAUUCUCUCGUGCCAUACACGGUCCUCAAGAAUGUCAUUCGAAUUUCCAACCCUGCCGCUGUCAUGUCCGGCGUUCUCGACUUGUUCCUGGCCCAGCCAUUUGGAGCUCGCUCGCUACUGCAGAGAAUCUUUGCGCAAACUCUCAGCGAUGGCAUCCGUCAAUUCCAAAGAUCCAUUGAUGAUCUUGUUGCCAGGGUUGGAGACUCUGUCCUUACCAACAAGCUGAAAGAUUUUGUAAACAGCGACGAGGAGACCAAGCUCUUGCUUCGUGCCGAGGCAGAGAAUGAGCAGGUCGACUUGGUUGUGGCAAUCCUGCGGUCGGAAAAGUUCCAGCCCGACUUGACGUCUACUCAGAUCCAGCGCGUGUUCAACGCUUACGUAGCGUGGAACAGCGCCGUGGAGAACGCAGACGAGGAACUCAAGCAAGGCGCAGAGAUGUUUUCGCAAUUGAAACAACUUUUAAAGCUGAUGACUCGACAACGGGAUAAGGAUAUGAUGGCUAAGAUGAUCGAGGAACCGACCACGCUCCAACUUUUCCGGGAUCUCUUUACCAUCUUCUACGAGCCCUUGAUUCGAGUCUACAAGUCAGCCAACGUGUACAACAGUAUCACAGACUUUGCACAAUUUGCCGAGGACGCGAUCAAGACUGUGGAGACGGCGCAGCGGCAAGACGUGUCGGCAGAUCCCAACCAGACUGUCCAAAGUUUCAUCGACCUGUGUGCACGCCACGAACACAACCUGUACAAGUUCAUUCAUGAAGUCCACAUCCACGACAACGGUCUCUUCACUGCGCUGAUGGGCUGGAUCGAGGAUAUUUUGGACUUUUUGAGAAAAGGACCAAAGGGGGGCAAGCUCGACAUGAACGCGAUAUUUCAAGGUGCGCUGGAUAUGGGGACGAUUGAUAAGGAGAAGGCCAUUAGUGAGAUCAAUGCGUUGAUCCAGUGGCAGGAAGCGCGUAAGAAGUGGCACAGCGAUAAGACACGGCAGAAAAUGGCAGCCGAAGGAUCGACCAGCUCCGCUGAUGGUAUGCCUGGGCUGUCGUCGUUCAGAAGCAGUGAUUUCGGAUUGCACGAAACGGAUCUUCUAGACCUUCAAAUUGAAGAGGACGAGGAUGAUGACGAAACUGACGAGGAAGAGGCGGAGGACGACCUCGACCCUAUUGGUGCCGAGCGUCGACGACGGAAGAAGGCUCAGGAUCGACUCCGCCGAACUGCGGGCGAACCGGUCAAGCCGGAUGUCAGCGAGGUGUUGAAACUCCGAGAAUCUUUCCUGGCCAUGCUCAGAGCCGUCCUUAGCGACUAAUGAAGAUAUAUGACCCGCAGCCGCAUCAGCCAGCAUGGAGGGAUGAUCGGCUCAUGAUCAUGAUGACGAUGAUGACGAAACAGGGCAAUGAUUUUGCAGGCCUUCAACUGAUAUCGCAUUGCUGCUCAACUGUCAUUGCGCACGGUUUUUGUCUGAGCAAGCAUGGUUGUGCAUAGAUAGUGCAUAGAUAGCAUCUCGCAA
This is a messenger RNA of Exophiala mesophila, 3580 nucleotides long. RefSeq lists its product as uncharacterized. Bases 560 to 3379 code for a protein of 939 amino acids. The transcript has 2 exons. The record is from RefSeq and is a predicted model, not a curated record. Lineage: Eukaryota; Fungi; Ascomycota; Eurotiomycetes; Chaetothyriales; Herpotrichiellaceae. Gene Ontology annotation, molecular function: phosphatidylinositol binding.